This is a messenger RNA of Morchella importuna, 1611 nucleotides long. RefSeq lists its product as uncharacterized. The transcript is spliced from 4 exons. The coding region runs from base 1 to 1611 and encodes 536 amino acids. NCBI's taxonomy places the organism in Eukaryota, Fungi, Ascomycota, Pezizomycetes, Pezizales, Morchellaceae. Gene Ontology annotation, molecular function: protein binding. Gene Ontology annotation, cellular component: ciliary inversin compartment. Gene Ontology annotation, biological process: protein localization to ciliary inversin compartment. The record is from RefSeq and is a predicted model, not a curated record.
AUGCUAAACCGCUUCGUCUCCGCCGUUAUCAACGCCCCUAACAACAUCCGAUACCUCAAAAGCGAGGUCGAGAAUUUCACAGGAAUCGUCUCCGUCCUGCAGGCGAAAACAACCGCGCAGGCUCCCCCUAACCCCCUGAAAGUCACCCCCGGGAACUACUUUUCAGCUGCCCUCGACUCUGCCCGCCAGAAGCUCUCCGACCUGUACAGGGAGCUGGAUCGCGUUGCCUCACAUGGCAGCAGGCUGUGGGAAGGCAUAAAAUACGCAUACAAGGAACAGACCUUUAGCACGCUGCUGCUGCAGCUGAUGAAUCAUAAGGCAACGCUGCAGCUUUUAGUGAGCCUGACGUCCACAGAGUCUUCGGAGGAGAGGUGUAUGAUUAUGAGGAGGUUUACAAGAGACUCUGCGGUGACGGACUGCGAGAGCUAUGUCGCCGCACCGACAAACGUUUCCAGUUUGACCCUGACCAACGCCGGCGGUAACCCACAUGCCACACGCAGCAGCGCCUUUGCACACGAAACAUCAACGCGGAGUGUUAGCGGCAAACCGGCCCCGAACCACAAUCCGACAGCAUCAGCGCCCGUCAUUGUCACGGCUAGCCCCAACGUCGUGCCCUCGGUAGCAAUAUAUCCCAUGCCGGCUCCCCCCGCAUUCACCGCGCCGAAAUAUUCGCUACAUGAAGCUGUCGGAAAGAGAGAUAAGAGGAUGGUGUACUAUUUUCUCCAGCUCGGCCAUGACGUAAAUCAGGACCACCCAGAGCUGGAGACGCCGCUGGCAUACGCGGUAUGGCUGGGGGAGGCGCAGAUAGUAACCUAUUUAUUGCUAUUUGGCGCAAAUGUGAACGUCAAGAACAGGCUUGGGAGGAGUCUCCUCCACGGCGCCGUAGUCACCGGCGACGAAGUGAUCCUCCACGACCUGCUGAAAAGGCAGACGCCGGUCAAUGAAGCCGACAUGUUCGGCGACACAGCGCUGCACAUUGCGACGUAUUUUGCGAGGACGAAGAUGGUUGACCUGUUGAUACAGUGGGGGGCGGAUGUGGAGCGCAAGAAUGGGCGGGGGCUGGCGCCGGGGAUUUCGCCGUGGCGCGUGUUGAAGCUGAGGAGGAGAGUGACGCGCCGAAACAUCAACCUCCUCCGCCAGAACCUCGACGCGCUCACCUCCCUCCUGUCGCCGGCGCAGGACAGAGUAGCCAUUACCAGGGACGACCGCAAGGCCGCGCUGCACACGGUCAAGGUGACAGCCGAGGCGGGAGCAAAGGUCGCCGAGGCCGUGCAUGUGCAAGCGCUGACGCACCACCACCACCACACCACGUCGAGCGAGCCAGAAGUGGAGGAGACACUGAUAACAGCGAGGGAUGGUGCUGCCGCGGCGGGGGCGGAGAGGAGGAGAGCUGGGCCGGUGAAGGUGGAGAGGGUGGGUGGAGAGGCUGAUGGGGCGGUGGCGGGGACGGGGAGAAAGAUGGUGGAGGCGCAUAGGGUGAUUGGAGGGGUGGUCGGAAGAGGUCUGCAGUCGGGUACGGGGUGGGGGAAGGGCCGGGUGUGGAUGAAGCCGAGGCGCCGCCCCCCGAGCGUUGACUCUGAUACAUUUUUGGCUGAGUUGAGCUCGGGGUAG